Pochonia chlamydosporia 170 is the source of this 2421-nucleotide messenger RNA. RefSeq names its product sulfate permease. Gene Ontology annotation, molecular function: secondary active sulfate transmembrane transporter activity. The transcript is spliced from 4 exons. Gene Ontology annotation, biological process: transmembrane transport. Bases 1 to 2421 code for a protein of 806 amino acids. The record is from RefSeq and is a predicted model, not a curated record. Lineage: Eukaryota; Fungi; Ascomycota; Sordariomycetes; Hypocreales; Clavicipitaceae. Gene Ontology annotation, cellular component: membrane.
AUGGCAUUACACCGGAUUUCGGACCUUUUUGUCAGCAAGGUUCUCGGUAUUGAUGUGAAGAGCAGGUACGCUUCAAUACCAUCGGACCUUAACAAGCGUGCCACAGAAGUUCUCGACUCCGCCGAAGUUUAUUUAGAAGACGAGCCUUCAGUGGCGGAGUGGUUCAAAGAACUCGCACCUUCUAGAAAAGGAGUCUGCGAGUAUGUUGUCAGUUUAUUCCCAUCGGCGUCAUGGACCAAACGAUACAAUAUUCGGUGGUUGGCAGGGGACUUGGUUGCCGGAAUAACUAUUGGUUUGGUCGUAGUCCCUCAAGCAUUGGCCUACGCCGCUUUGGCUGACUUGACGCCUCCGUACGGCUUGUACACUUCCUUCACCGGAGCGGUUCUGUACUGGGUCUUUGGAACAUCUAAAGAUAUCGUCAUUGGCACAACUGCGGUGGGAUCACUGCUUGUUGGGCAGGUCAUCAACAGAGUCACGAUGGAGACGGGGGAUUAUACCCAUGAACAGAUUGCUCAUUGCCUAAGCAUGAUGUCAGGUGCUGUUCUUCUCUUCUUGGGUCUGAUACGGUUGGGUUGGGUGAUAGAAUUCAUCCCAUACAUUCCUAUUUCUGCAUUUGUCACCGCUGCCAGCAUCACGAUCAUGUCAACCCAAAUACCAACGGCACUUGGCCUCCCAAGUGUCAAUACAAGGGCCCCUCCCUAUCAAGUCAUCAUUGAUACUUUCAAGUCGCUUCCCCAAAUACAGCUUGAUGCAGCCGUUGGUUUAUCUUCUAUCGUACUUCUCUUUGGCAUUCGUGGAUUUUGCACCAUGAUGGAGAAACGCCAACCCGACAAACGGCGGAUGUGGUCGUCUAUAUCAUCUUUGCGACUCACAUUUACCAUGCUUCUCUUCACUUUAAUCAGCUACUUGGCUAAUCGCACUAGCAUGGAAGGAAAGCCCAAAUUUCGCAUUGUCGGCCACAUUGACAAAGGCUUUCAGCGCGCUGGUGUACCGAACAUUGACCUUAAUUUGAUAAGGCUUGUAAUUUCGGAAUUGCCUGCCGUGGCCAUCAUAUUGGUCAUUGAGCAUAUAGCCAUUGCAAAGGCCAUGGGCAGGCUGUACGAUUACACUGUCAACCCAUCCCAGGAAAUUGUAGCUCUUGGCGCAGCCAAUCUCCUGAGUCCAUUUGUUGGAGGAUAUGUUUGUACAGGGUCUUUUGGCGCUUCUGCUGUCCUUUCCAAAGCCGGAGUCAGAACUCCUUUGGCUGGACUAUUUAGCGCAGGGGUUCUUGUGCUUGCACUGUAUGCCUUGACGGGAGUUUUCUACUACAUUCCGAAAGCUGCUCUUGCUGGCCUCAUUAUCCACGCAGUUUGUAACUUGCUGACCCCUCCCAAGAAUUUGUACAAAUAUUGGCAGCUUUCUCCGGUCGAAUUUCUGAUAUGGAUCAUUGGAGUGACUUUGGCAAUAUUUGUGUCACUAGAAGCGUGUAUAUACGCGGGUACCGCUUUGUCAAUUGUUCUAGUUCUGGUCCGGCUUGCCAGAACGCGAGGGACAUUUUUGGGAGUCGUGAAAGUUAAACGGGUCGCAUCAGCGAAACAGUAUGGAGAUGGUGAAGGUCAUUCCAACAGCAGCAAAUCACGCCAUUCCACAUCAGAUGCCUUCAUGCCCUUGGACGGGUCUGGGCCAACAAACCCAAAUAUCAAGAUUGAGUCUCCGUACCCGGGAGUCUUCAUUUAUCAGCUUCACGAAGGAUUCAACUACACAAAUCAAGCAUACCACAUUGACAUUCUCACCAAGUACAUUAUGAAUAACACCCAGAGACUAUCGGAAGAAGCCUUCGAGAAAGAAUCAGACCGUCUCUGGAACGAUCCAGGGCCGAAGGGGCACAAUCCACAUUCUUAUUUGCUGCCAUAUCUCCGCGCCAUCGUUAUGGACUUUGGCGCAGUGAAUCACGUUGAUAUUACUUCGGUCCAGGGACUUAUUGAUUUGAGGAAUGUUCUGGACAACUACUCUGCUCCAGACGCUGUGGAGUGGCAUUUUGCCAAUAUUCAUAAUCGCUGGACUCGGCGAGCCCUGGGUGUAGCAGGAUUCGGGUAUCCAACUGCACAUAAUCCAGAAGCAUUGAGACACUGGCAGCCUAUAUAUAGCAUUGCAGCCACGCUCUCCGAAAAGGACGGGCCGUUUGGGGAUGUGCAUCGAUGCGGUGGUACGGAUGUAGAUUCUGAUGACGAGCGAACACAGGCUCCUCCGACCCCAGUGCAAGAUGACAUUGCUCGUACAAAGAGGCCAGGGAGCAUUCGCGCCUCGUUGAACAGAGGCGACAGCACACAGAUGGCAGCAAUUCAAGGAAUCAACAGACCCUUCUUUCAUGUUGACCUUUACAGUGCUGUUCAGGCCGCCGUUACUGACGCUCGAAGUAAAGACUUGUCAGCUAUGGUAUGA